AUGGCGUCGGAACAGGUCGCAAAAGAUGUUCAGGGCAUGCUGAGGGCAACGUGCCAUGCGCAUGAAGCCACUGGAAGCCCACACAGCAGUUUUCCAAAACCAAGGGUGCAAAACGCAGUGAGGCUGAGAGGAUGUCCGCGCUCGGCUUCGGGCGGUCCUCCCGGGUCUGGGCUCCCGUCUCCUCUGCGCGCCUUGUGCCCCCCAGCCCGCAGACCCGCAGGCUUCUGGAGACCGUGGGUUGACGCCAGAGGCUACAAGGAGGAGGGGGCGCCGCAGCACGCGGCGGAGGCGAUGCCGGAUGGCCCCGGGGUGACCGAAGCCUCAGGAAAGCUUUCCCAGUACAGACACCCAGUCAGACUAUUUUGGCCAAAAUCAAAGUGUUAUGAUUACUUAUAUCAAGAAGCAGAAGCUCUUCUGAAAAAUUUUCCAAUUCAAGCCACAAUUUCAUUUUAUGAAGAUUCUGAUAGUGAAGAUGAUAUUGAGGAGCUGAUCUGUGAAAAUUAACCUGAUUAGUUACUUGUGUGACAUUCAAAGCUUAUAGGAUUUAAAUUUAGUGUACAAAUGUAUC
Molecule: messenger RNA, 568 nt
Organism: Leptonychotes weddellii (Weddell seal)
Lineage: Eukaryota; Metazoa; Chordata; Mammalia; Carnivora; Phocidae
Gene: RIPPLY2
Product: ripply transcriptional repressor 2
Biological process (GO): negative regulation of transcription by RNA polymerase II; embryonic pattern specification
Cellular component (GO): nucleus
Source: RefSeq, a predicted model, not a curated record